GACCUCCGAUUCCGAUUCCACAUCCAUAACCAACUUGGGGACCCGUACUCCCUGCCGAACUCAUGUACUACGCUGUCGAUUACUACGCGGAUAUGGGCCAAAUCUCUCAAGAUUGUUUCGCUGCAACGAAAACGGGAACAUUCGAGCUAGACAUGGAUGAACUGGAUGAUUUGGAUCAGGUCACCCAAGUGAUUGGCUACCAUCCCCAGUUCCACGAUCACUUUCUGCGCACCCAGAAUUUUAUAAUGAAAGGAGACGGACCGCUGCCUAAUGACUACAGAUACUAUUUGGCCAUAAUUGCCGCUGCCCGGCAUCAGUGUCCGUAUCUGGUGAAGCGGUACGAGAAGGAGUUCAUCAACCAGGGAGGAGAUAGCGCCUGGCUGGACGGCCUGGACUUUAUACCCGCCAAACUACGUGCCAUAUACGAUAUCAAUAAAAUAUUAGCCCAUCGUCCCUGGCUGCUGCGCAAGGAGCACAUCGAGCGGCUCACAAAGGGGAAGAACAGCUGGUCGCUGUCGGAGGUGGUGCACGCCAUGGUCCUGCUCUCGCAUUUCCACUCGUUAUCCUCCUUUGUGUUCUCCUGCGGCCUCACCCAAAAACUGGACGGGUUGUCUAGUCCCAAAUUGAAGAGUCCGCCGGCAGUGGUGGCAUCCCCCACCACCACCAACACACCGUUGGACCCGCAGAAAACAGUGCUGUCGGAGAUCUCGCUCAACAAUGCAAAGCCGGAUUACAAUAGCCAAACCGCAGCGAACAACAAUGGAGGAGCAGAACCCGGUUCUGGAAAUGCGACCAGAGGUGCAUCCGAUGCAGCGGCCCUCAACGGAUAUUUGGCCACGGCCCAGCAACCGCCGCAGCAGCACGGAAUCAGCGUGGAGGCGCUGAUGGAACGCAUGAAGGUCCUGUCCCAGAAACAGGACGAGUGCAGCGAGGCCGAGCUGAGUAGCCGCUUCCAGAAGGUGGAGCAGCAGACUGCCGAGUUGGCCGCCGUGACUCCGGAGGCGGCAGUUGCCGUGCCAACAAACCUAUCGCACUACGUGGACGAUGCCAAUUUCAUUUACCAGGACUUUGCCCGCCGCGGCACUGAAAACAUCAACACGUUUCGCAUACAGGAUUACUCCUGGGAAGAUCAUGGCUACUCUCUGGUCGAUAGGCUGUACAACGAUGUGGGCACUUUUUUGGAUGCCAAGUUUCGGGCCGCCUACAAUCUAACCUAUUGCACCAUGGGUGGCAUUAAAAAUGUGGACACUUCCAAGUUUCGUCGGGCCAUUUGGAAUUAUAUCCAGUGCAUCUAUGGCAUACGUCACGAUGACUACGAUUAUGGUGAAGUGAAUCAGCUCCUCGUGCGCCCAUUGAAAAUGUUUAUUAAGACAGCCUGUUGCUUUCCCGAGCGUAUUACAACCAAGGAUUAUGAUAGUGUGCUGGUCGAGCUGCAGGACAGUGAAAAGGUUCAUGUGAAUCUAAUGAUAAUGGAAGCCCGUAAUCAGGCCGAGUUACUCUAUGCUCUGCGCGAGAUAAUGCGCUAUAUGACUUGAUCUCAUUAAGUGAAUAAACAUACCUAUAUAUUACACACCCACAUAAAAAACCCAACAAAAACCACUCACCCACACCCACACACACACAUUACACAUAAAUGCAUAAAACAUUUUGUUAUUUUGAGAGCGCAUCAAAAAUUCAGCGAAAGGAACGGAAACGGAAACAGGAGGAUUUGAAAAGGCAGGAAGGACACACAAAAACCCCGAGAUUAAUAGAAUUUGUGCAAUGAGAGAAAUAAAUAUUUGCUUUUCGAUGUCAAUACAUGUGCUAAGCUGCAAUUAAUAGCCAUUCAAUUUUAGUGUCCAUUAAAUUAAUGUGAAACAUUUACUACUCAAUUAACAAUAGUCUGUGUCUAUGGUUAGCCAACACGCAAUUUAAUCACUUAAAUGAACACAAUGCAAAAAUGAAAAACAUAAUUGUUAAAUUAAGCUGAACUCAAAAACAAAACUUUCUGUCUGUUUCCUUUUCGUGAAUGUGCAAGCAAUAAUCACUGUACAUAUGUAUUAUGUUUUGUUUAAUUAUUUUAGCGAAAUAAAUAAAAUUUUUAUUUUAAUUAA
This is a messenger RNA of Drosophila rhopaloa, 2093 nucleotides long. Its product is annotated as sestrin homolog. The transcript is spliced from 8 exons. Gene Ontology annotation, molecular function: L-leucine binding; oxidoreductase activity, acting on peroxide as acceptor. NCBI's taxonomy places the organism in Eukaryota, Metazoa, Arthropoda, Insecta, Diptera, Drosophilidae. The coding region runs from base 63 to 1535 and encodes 490 amino acids. Gene Ontology annotation, biological process: negative regulation of TORC1 signaling; regulation of response to reactive oxygen species; cellular response to leucine starvation. The record is from RefSeq and is a predicted model, not a curated record. Gene Ontology annotation, cellular component: nucleus.